Messenger RNA from Naegleria fowleri, 1140 nucleotides. RefSeq lists its product as uncharacterized. Bases 1 to 1140 code for a protein of 379 amino acids. The record is from RefSeq and is a predicted model, not a curated record. Lineage: Eukaryota; Heterolobosea; Eutetramitea; Acrasida; Naegleriidae. The transcript has a single exon.
AUGACGUUAUUCUUGUUUGGAUCAUCUUCAGUAAGGAAUAAGAAAACAACAACAACAAUAACCCACAAACAACAGAAUAACAACAAUUAUUCAUCAUCAACCGCUGUGGAAAGGAAUAACAAAUCACCAAAGGGUUCUUCUCUACGUUCUUCCGUUGUCAUUCAGGAAGAAAAGGUCAAUGGAACAACGUCGUCAACCCAUUCAAAACACAAAAAAGGAGGCUCCUCUGCUCAACAGUCAACGAAUCAAAAGUCAUCGAGACAUUCCGUGAAUGAUGAUGUCAACAAAGAAGAGAACCACCUUGAUGAUCAUCAUCAGUCGCUGGAACUUGAUGCAAGUCAUAUUGUUGAAGUUCCUCCAUUGAAUCAACUCUUACCUGAUAUCAACAAACGACCUUCUCAUCAUGCUUUGCCAAGAGAAGACUCGUUUGAAACUUUGAAAUCACCUUGUCAGAUACCUCAAAUUGCAUCAAUCAACUCUUCCUCUACAUCGUCCUCUUCACCUUUACAUUCACCUCAUCAACGAACAGAAUUCUCAUCAAGGAGAAAAAAAAUUUCUCACCAGGUGGGUUCUUCGAAUGGUGAUGAAGGUCACGUCAAGAGGCAUGUAUUGAAAUCUACAAAUUCUGUGCGAUUAUUGGACACUUUUCAGAAAAUGAGCAGCACUAGAACCUUAAUCAAACAAGACCCUGCUUUUGAAAGCAAAUUAAUUGAAUAUGAAGAAAAGAGACCAAAACAAGAGAUGGAAGAGUGUAAAAAGAUGGUUUUCUCUCAGUUGGAUGACAUGAGGAAGGUUUCACCCACCUCCAUAUACGAUAAUUCAUUUUCGAACGCCCAACCUGUGAAAACUUAUGCAUCAAAGAAUAGAGGAUCCGAUAGAGUUAGAAACGACGAUGAAUAUUCAGACGAAGAAGAACAAGAUUUGGCCUAUUCGAAAAGAGAAAUUGGUAAAUUAUAUGCCAAAGAAAUUGGAAGAGAAAGUUUGCAUCUCAUAUGCAAAGUUAGACGAAAUAUGAAGAAACAAGACAGUUUCAUACAAGAAUUGAAUGAUACCAAUAUUAAGGAAAAGUUUGAAAGAAAUAUGAGCUUAUUGAAGGGUUAUGGAACGAAUAAGCAACACGGAUUGAAAGUGAUGGAGUAG